UCUCUCUCUUCCCACAAUUAAAUUGAGCUUUAAAGAGAACCCAUCUCUCUCUUGACUCUUCCCUCUAUAUAAUUGUCGCCUCGCAGCUCCUGUUCACCCACACACCUUCCCACCGGCGGCGCUUCCCCCUGUUUGCUUUCCUACCGCCGGACUCCAUCUCCACCCCACUCUGCUUGCCAAAAAUUUUUCAACAUCAAAGGAAUGAAUAGCUGGAACGGGCCGAAGCUCGAGUUGAAGCUGAAUUUGUCGCCACCGAGGGCGGCCCGGCGAGUGGAAUCACCUAGCCGAUCGCCGGCGACGUCCCAGACGAGUUCGUGCUUGUCGUCGGAGCUGAACCAGGAUGAGAGCCUUCGAUACUGCGAAAGCCCAGAAGUCACUUCGAUGAUGCUGGCGGGCUGCCCUAGGUGCCUCAUGUACGUUAUGCUGGCCGAGGAGGAUCCCAGAUGCCCCAAAUGCAAGAGCACCGUUCUGCUCGAUAUCGUCCGCCACAACGCCGCCUCCGGUGGCCGCAAGAAGAGUAGACAAAGCUAGCUAGAUUUGCCCGACUCUUUUGAAGAAGCUUUCUCCUAAUUCUAGCGUUAGUAGGAGACGGAAUUACCCUACUUUAUAUUUAAAUGUAAUAUAUAAAAUAAAGGUAGCAAAUUAGAAUAUUCUCUCUUCCUUUUAUUAUUAUUAUUAUUAUCUGUGGAAUUUAGGCAACUUCUCGUUUACCUCUUCCUUUUCAUUUUUUUCUUUUCAAGGGCCCUACUACAGUAGUGGUGGGUUUAAUAGCUAACUCCAAAUGUCCCAAAUUUUGUUAUAAAAAUGUUGGGUAAUAU
This is a messenger RNA of Diospyros lotus (date-plum), 818 nucleotides long. RefSeq names its product protein GL2-INTERACTING REPRESSOR 1-like. The transcript has 2 exons. The record is from RefSeq and is a predicted model, not a curated record. Bases 202 to 531 code for a protein of 109 amino acids. Lineage: Eukaryota; Viridiplantae; Streptophyta; Magnoliopsida; Ericales; Ebenaceae.